AUGGCGUGCGAUGGUGCGCAAAUUGUGGUGUGGUUGGCUACUUUCAGCAAUGCUAAGCGCAAAAUGCGGCAAGGCCGUCCUGGCGUUUGCAAUCGAUCCGUGGCUCUGUUGAAUGCUGAAGCCGAAGCCAGCCCAGGCAUUCAUGCAUGCUUGUCAGAGUAUGAGCAGAGCAAUGGCUUAGAAGUGGGCACUGUUUGCCGGUCAAUUUGGCCUGCUGGGAAUGAAGUUGUCGCCCUGGCCCUCGUUGAGGCCUUUGCUGUGCAGCACUCUCUCUUGCCUUUGUGUGCAGAGAUGAAAAGUCAGUUUGAUUUCUGGAGCGUGCUAGCAGGAAGCACACUGGAAUCAUCGUUGCGUUAUUAUCGCAUUGUGAAGGUUCAGAUGCUGUCGCUUAAAAUGUCCUUGCAGGAAACAAAGACGGGCAAGAACACUUUUUUUUUCCAGCUGAACCCUGUUUGGGCGGCGCGCUUGUGGAACUGCCGAGUGAUUGGAGUAGGGCCACGUGAGCUCGCAAGUUGGAUGCGCUUUAGUGGUGGUAGAAUUCCCGAGCUUGUGUUGAGAUUGCCCAAGCCGGUUGUGUACUUGCUGGCAGAUCAGCAAUGGACUAGAGCUGCAGUGCCUGACGCUGUGGAAACAGUUGAUUUGGUAGCUUCAGGCUGGAACCGUCGACGUGUUGUUGAUGAUGCAGAGCCUGCGUUGCAGACGUUCAUGUCAUUGCAAAAUUCGUUUCAGGACUUGCCGGCUCACAUGCACAUAUACAAGUACAUCCAGGGGCAUGCUGUUCCAGAUGCUGGGCAAGCUGUUACAGAGAAUAUUCUUGGUAUUCUACAGACAGUGGGCGCAGGUAUUCUGCAGCCGAUGCAUGGGGAGGGGUCUCAGAAAACAGUCCUGGCAGACCUCCUGUCAGCAGCUCAGGCCUUGCAGAAGCAUGCGCUUGACAAACGGGUGUUCGUGCAUGAAGCGGGUUCAUUGCAAAAGUUUCGCAAGUACGCAGCAGUUAGGCUUGUGGAAUUCUUCUGGAUAAGUGGGUUCUUGCAGAAUGACAGGGACUUGAAGUCAGCUCUGCGGCACGCGUGCGGCAUCCUUCUUCCUCCUGGAGCCAAAGAAGAAACACUGCAGUUCAUUGAUGGGGUCUCCGAGAGUGGGUCGUACUUAAGGAUUCCGUCUGCAGCAACGUUGUCAAGAUGUCGUGCACGCCUUGACGUGUCUUGGAUGCUGCUCUUCAGGAAGUGGCUGACUUCCCACUUGCAACACCAGGGUGGGGCAGGAGUCUCAUUGUACGUGCAGACUGAUGCGACGUGGCAGGCCAAGCAGGAGUACCAAGUGACUGUGGUGAACGUCGUUCAGAAGAGUCACCUGCUGGAGAAUCACAAGGACCGAAGCAGUUCAACCAUUCAGUGA
Molecule: messenger RNA, 1398 nt
Organism: Symbiodinium natans
Lineage: Eukaryota; Dinophyceae; Suessiales; Symbiodiniaceae
Source: the annotation of a GenBank genome assembly